AUGUACGGCUGCACACCUGGAGAUCCUGGGUUCGAGUCUCGGGUCGGACCAAGUUUAGUUAUUGAGUAUUUCUGUAUACCCGGAGUUGGGAAGUUGGCGGUGUUUCACCCCCGUGACUCGGAGAGCACGAAAAGCCGUCGGUCCUGCGCCUUAACUCUCACUGGUCGUGUCGAGUGGUCGUCCCACCAGAGUAUGAGAGUGACAGAAAUAGAGAGUGCACUUGUGUCUGCGCGUACACUUCCAAAGUCUGCAGUUCAAACAACGCAAGUUAAAGCGGUGGCACCUCCACCGGCCGGACCGACAACCAAAGACUCUGCUAGAUUGAUUGAUGAAAUCGCCAAACAGGGUGAACUAGUUCGCUCGCUUAAAGCUUCUAAAGCUGAGAACGUCGUGAUUGACGACGCAGUCAAAGUCUUAUUGAAUCUUAAGGGCGAAUAUAAGGCGGUGACGGGACAGGAGUGGAAACCUGGUGUAGUACCAACUAUAAAAGCGAAGCUAGCAUAUGGUCACUCCCAGCUAGAUGAUGAUAUUGCAAAACAAGGUGAAAUAGUUCGGGCUCUUAAGACGUCCAAGGCUGAGAAGGCCAAGAUUGACGAAGCCGUUAAGUUAUUAUUAGAAUUGAAGUCCACAUAUAAGAUUGUCACUGGUCAAGAUUGGAAACCAAGUGCAGCGCCAUCUUCUGCUACUUCCGGUAAUCUUUUGUUAGACCAAGCCAUCACUAAUCAAGGGGAUUUGGUCCGCUCUCUCAAAGCCAGUAAAGCCGACAAAGCCAAGAUUGAUGAAGCAGUCAAAACGUUAUUAGAAUUGAAGCGCAAAUAUAAAAUUGUAACUGGAACGGAAUGGAAGCCUGAAGCGUCACCAGCUCCCAAGGCCCCACAAACUGGUAAUUCGUCGUUCAAUGAGGAGAUCACGAAACAAGGUGACUUGGUCAGAUCUCUCAAAGCUGCCAAAGCAGAGAAAUCUAAGAUAGACGAAGCUGUCAAGGUCCUACUGAAUUUAAAAGCCAAGUAUAAGAUUGUAACUGGAAAAGAUUGGCAACCGAAUGCCCAACCAGCGGCGACGAGCGACGACUCAAAGAUAGCGGAACUGCUGAAUCAAAUCGCAGCACAAGGAGAUAAAGUGAGGCAGAUUAAAGCCGCUAAAGCUGAAAAAGGAGUAAUUGAUGUUGAGGUGAAAAACUUGUUGAACCUAAAAGCGCAGUACAAAUCUAUUGUAGGAAGCGAUUGGACUCCAAAAACAGUUGCUCCCGUCCACGCUCCGGUAAUAACUGAGCAGAUAACUCCCGCAAUGAGUGGAGCUGGGGAUGCGAUAGCGGCCCAAGUGGCCAAGCAGGGCGAGCUCGUGAGGGACCUAAAAGCUAAGAAGGCAGACAAGGCUACAGUGGAUGCAGAAGUAAAGAAACUUCUAGAAUUAAAGGCUAAAUAUCAAGCAGAGACGGGGACUGCGUAUGUAGCGCCGUCGCAACCACGGGAGAGCAAGCCUAAGGAGAAAAAGGAGAAACCUAAGGAAACCAAAAAAGAGAGCAAACCUAACAAACCGAAAGAACAGUCACCAAAGCCAGCCAAGGAGGAGUCCUCCUCGGGGGUGAAGAAAGUAACGCGAUUGGGACUCGAGGCGUGUAAAGAGACUGACUUGCCAGAGUGGUAUUCACAAGUCAUCACUAAAUCGGAGAUGAUCGACUACUACGACAUAUCGGGCUGCUACAUCCUGCGGCCGUGGUCGUACAGCAUCUGGGACCUCAUCAGGAACUUCCUGACCGCUGAAUUCAGGAAAUUGGGAGUCAGAGAUGGUUACUUCCCCAUAUUUGUGUCGAAGGCGGCGUUAGAACGCGAGAAGGCUCACAUAGCGGACUUCGCGCCGGAGGUCGCGUGGGUGACGCACUCGGGCACCUCCGAGCUGGCCGAGCACAUCGCCGUGCGCCCCACCUCCGAGACCGUCAUGUACCCCGCGUACGCGCGCUGGAUACAGAGCCACCGCGACCUGCCGUACAAACUCAACCAGUGGAACAAUGUUGUGAGAUGGGAGUUCAAGCAGCCUCAACCUUUCCUUCGCACUCGCGAGUUCCUGUGGCAGGAGGGACACACCGCCUUCCGCACGCAAGAGGAGGCUGCAGAAGAAGUGCUUCAGAUACUGGAUCUGUACGCGCGCGUGUACGAAGAAAUGCUGGCAGUGCCGGUGAUUAAAGGGCGCAAGACGGAAAAAGAGAAGUUCGCGGGCGGCGACUACACCACCACCGUGGAGGCGUACAUCCCCGCCAGUGGCAGGGGGAUACAGGGCGCGACAAGUCAUCACCUCGGGCAGAACUUUUCGAAGAUGUUCGAGAUAGUGUACGAUGAUCCCGACACGCAGGAGAAGAAGUACGUCUUCCAGAACUCUUGGGGUCUUACUACUAGAACGAUAGGCGUAAUGGUGCUAGUACACGGCGACAACCGCGGGUUGGUGUUGCCGCCGCGUAUAGCCGACGUGCAAGCCAUCGUAGUGCCGUGCGGCAUCACGGCGUCCAGCAGUGCGGCGGAGCGGCGUGCCUUGAUGGACGAGUGCAGGCGUGUUGUGGACGAGCUGGUCGCUGCUGGUAUCCGGGCUGAGGGGGAUUAUCGGGAUAACUACUCGCCCGGAUGGAAGUUUAACCAUUGGGAGCUUAAGGGAGUACCAAUCCGCGUAGAACUUGGACCCAAAGACAUGGCAAAGGGCGAGCUGGUUGCGGUAAGACGUCUCAAUGGAGAGAAAAUCACCCUUAAAAGAGAAGAUGCUCCAACGCAACUGCUGGCAUUGCUCGAGAAGACGCAUGAUGAGAUGUUGGCUAAGGCAACUAAAGACAGAGACGAGCGGCUAUCUUCAGUAACCAAGUGGAAUGAGUUCACCGAAGCAUUGGAGAGACGACACAUUCUCCUAGCACCAUUCUGCGGUGAAACCCCAUGCGAAGACAAUAUAAAGAAUGAUAGUGCAAGAACUGAAGAUGAUCCAACAGCCGAUGUCAAAGGGCCAGCGAUGGGGGCAAAGUCCCUUUGCAUACCAUUCGAGCCUCCUCGUCAACUUACUGCUGACGACAAGUGCAUUCACCCUGCUUGCACCAACAAGCCUAAAUUCAUUACGUUAUUUGGCCGAAGCUAU
Messenger RNA from Brenthis ino (lesser marbled fritillary), 3111 nucleotides. The record is from the annotation of a GenBank genome assembly. NCBI's taxonomy places the organism in Eukaryota, Metazoa, Arthropoda, Insecta, Lepidoptera, Nymphalidae.